Messenger RNA from Nannospalax galili (Upper Galilee mountains blind mole rat), 2806 nucleotides. RefSeq names its product polypeptide N-acetylgalactosaminyltransferase like 6 (gene Galntl6). Gene Ontology annotation, cellular component: Golgi apparatus. Bases 137 to 1705 code for a protein of 522 amino acids. The record is from RefSeq and is a predicted model, not a curated record. Lineage: Eukaryota; Metazoa; Chordata; Mammalia; Rodentia; Spalacidae. The transcript is spliced from 12 exons.
UUGGAAAUUUUUCACAGUUACGCCAAGACAUCUUCAAACGUUUCCACUGGGCCUGGGAGAUGGGCAGUUCUAUGCAUGGACAGAUGGCUUGAGAAGAAAGGACUGGCAUGACUAUGAGAGCAUUCAGAAAGAGGCUAUGCGCUCAGGGAAAGGUGAACAUGGAAAACCUUACCCCCUUACUGAAGAGGACCAUGAUGACUCAGCAUACAGGGAGAAUGGCUUCAAUAUUUUUGUCAGCAACAAUAUUGCUCUAGAGAGGUCCCUGCCUGACAUCCGCCAUGCUAACUGUAAGCACAAGAUGUACCUGGAAAGGCUGCCGAACACCAGCAUCAUUAUCCCAUUUCAUAAUGAAGGCUGGACCUCACUCCUGCGGACCAUACACAGUAUAAUUAACCGAACUCCAGAGAGUCUGAUAGCAGAAAUCAUUCUAGUAGAUGACUUCAGUGAUAGAGAACACUUGAAGGAUAAGUUAGAAGAAUACAUGGCUCGGUUUUCCAAAGUGAGAAUUGUUCGCACCAAGAAAAGGGAAGGACUCAUCCGAACCCGACUCCUGGGAGCUUCUAUGGCCAGAGGAGAGGUGCUGACCUUCCUGGACUCUCACUGUGAGGUCAACGUGAACUGGCUGCCCCCACUCCUUAACCAAAUUGCACUAAACCACAAAACCAUCGUGUGUCCCAUGAUCGAUGUCAUUGACCACAAUCACUUUGGGUAUGAGGCACAAGCUGGGGAUGCCAUGCGAGGAGCCUUCGACUGGGAAAUGUACUACAAAAGAAUCCCCAUCCCUCCAGAGCUCCAGAGGGCAGAUCCCAGCGACCCUUUUGAGUCUCCUGUCAUGGCUGGAGGUCUCUUUGCUGUGGAUCGAAAAUGGUUUUGGGAAUUGGGUGGCUACGAUCCAGGUUUAGAAAUCUGGGGAGGAGAGCAAUAUGAAAUCUCUUUUAAGGUUUGGAUGUGUGGAGGAGAAAUGUUUGAUGUUCCGUGUUCUAGAGUUGGUCAUAUCUACAGGAAGUACGUCCCUUACAAAGUUCCAUCUGGGACCAGCCUGGCAAGAAACCUCAAGCGUGUGGCUGAGACCUGGAUGGAUGAAUUUGCCGAGUACAUUUACCAGCGGCGGCCAGAGUACAGACACCUCUCCACCGGGGACAUCUCUGCCCAGAAAGAGUUACGCAAGCAGCUCAAAUGCAAAGACUUCAAAUGGUUCAUGGCUGCGGUGGCCUGGGACGUGCCCAAGUACUACCCUCCAGUGGAGCCCCCACCCGCAGCCUGGGGGGAGAUUCGAAAUGUGGCAGCAAAUCUGUGUGUGGAUAGCAAGCAUGGAGCCACAGGAACCGAGCUGAGGCUGGACAUCUGUGUCAAGGAUGGUUCUGAAAGGACAUGGUCUCAUGAACAGCUCUUUACUUUUGGGUGGAGAGAAGAUAUUCGACCUGGUGAACCAUUGCACACCCGGAAAUUCUGCUUCGAUGCAAUCUCACACAACAGCCCAGUCACCCUCUAUGACUGUCAUGGCAUGAAGGGGAAUCAGCUCUGGGGCUACCGGAAGGACAGAACAUUAUAUCAUCCUGUGAGCAACAGCUGCAUAGACUGCAACCCUGCAGAGAAGAAGAUUUUUAUGGCAAGAUGUGACCCUCUAUCUGAGACUCAGCAAUGGAUUUUUGAACACAUCAAUAUGACUGUUUUAGAAAAAAAUAGCCACCAUGCCACCUCCUAGAAAGAAGGAAGGAAAGAAGAGCAGUUACCUACAGACUAUGAACUGUACUUUAGCCAGCAUCUGGGUCAAAGGAGUCAGGAAUAACAUUUCCUAGAUCCAGGAAGCCUGGUUUAAAGAUCUUUAAAUGCCACGUCAAAGUAGGUUGCCCUGAAGAACUUCCUGCAUCUGAAGAACUUGGCUGAGAACCCCACCAGCUGCUUCUGAGAGCUCGAGACUAGCAGUUCCCUUGCUGGCCAAGGGUGAAGUUUGUGUAAGGACUUUUCACCACAACUGCUGAGUUAAUCAAUCCUAGCAUUUCUCAGGUCAAAUCCUGCAGUAGUGAGUAGCUAUGAAUGGAUCCUAUUAGUCGGGUGGGAGGGGGGUGGAAACAGUGCAUGACUGCUCUGUCAACCUGAGGCUACCACAGGUCUAGAACUACCACGCUUAAGGGGUGAGCUGUACUCUGGUGCCAUUCUCUGACCAAGAAUGGGUUAAGCAGGUUUAACCCUUAAAAGUGCUGCAGAUGAUUUUAGAGUGCUCCAUACCAUUCUGUUUUCCUUUGUGUCCUCUUAAAAAAGGUGCACUAUCUAGACUUCCAUCUCAGCCUCGUAUUUACAUUUGCCGUUAUCCUUUCAGAGCCUAUGUUACCCGUGCUUCAUAAAAGUUCCAUGUUCUGAAAUCAGCCGAAGUUCUAAUUCAGCACCCUUGGAUGAAUCCAGUUAAAAACAAAAAUAAACAACUAUGCUAUCCAGUGACUCCAAAGAAAGAUUUCACAGAAGCAGCAGAAUACCAUAAAGAGAGUUAGAAGAGAAAUUUCCCUAGGAAAUCUAUUUUUACUUUUCUAUUAUUUUUAGAAUUUUAAAAGUCUGAUGUUUGUCCAGUCAUAACUUUUAUUGAAGAAGGCAGUGAAAUGAGAUGGAUGUCAUUUGUUUAGGCUGUUGAAUAGAUCUGCACUUCAAGUGACAUGUAGAAAUGACUUUGUUCACUUCAAAUCUGUUUAAUCUGGAAACCUAAAAGUGAUUUUCCUUAAUUAUUAGUUUGAAGCUUUUUCCCUAUUGUUGAUAAUAAUAAUGUUGUUUUAUUUGGAAGCCCAUAAAAGGAAUUACCAUUAAUAAAAUGCUU